This is a messenger RNA of Cynocephalus volans (Philippine flying lemur), 1666 nucleotides long. RefSeq names its product phosphatidylinositol-4,5-bisphosphate 4-phosphatase 1 (gene PIP4P1). Gene Ontology annotation, biological process: phosphatidylinositol dephosphorylation. Bases 134 to 988 code for a protein of 284 amino acids. Gene Ontology annotation, cellular component: phagocytic vesicle membrane; lysosomal membrane; late endosome membrane. Lineage: Eukaryota; Metazoa; Chordata; Mammalia; Dermoptera; Cynocephalidae. The transcript is spliced from 7 exons. Gene Ontology annotation, molecular function: phosphatidylinositol-4,5-bisphosphate 4-phosphatase activity. The record is from RefSeq and is a predicted model, not a curated record.
GCCACUGGUUGCAGAGGGCGCCCGGCGCGCAAGCGCCCUGAGGACCCGGUAGCGGCGGCGGCUGUGGCUGCGGCGACGGCAGCGGCGGAGGAAGCCCGAUCGCUGACCGGAGCGGGAGGCGGUGGUGACGGCCAUGGCGGCAGAUGGAGAGCGUUCCCCGCUGCUGUCCGAGCCCAUCGACGGUGGCGCUGGUGGCAACGGUUCCGUGGGGCCGGGAGGGAGCGGGGCUGGGCCCGGGGGAGGCCUGACCCCCUCUGCACCACCUUAUGGAGCCGGUAAACAUGCCCCGCCCCAGGCAUUCCCCCCCUUCCCCGAGGGGCAUCCGGCAGUGUUGCCUGGGGAGGACCCGCCCCCUUACUCACCCCUCACCAGCCCGGACAGUGGGAGUGCCCCCAUGAUCACCUGCCGAGUCUGCCAGUCUCUCAUCAAUGUGGAAGGCAAGAUGCAUCAGCAUGUAGUCAAAUGUGGUGUCUGCAAUGAAGCAACUCCAAUCAAGAAUGCACCUCCAGGGAAAAAAUAUGUUCGAUGCCCCUGUAACUGUCUCCUUAUCUGCAAAGUGACUUCCCAGCGGAUUGCCUGUCCUCGGCCCUAUUGCAAAAGAAUCAUCAACCUAGGACCUGUGCAUCCAGGACCUCUGAGUCCAGAACCACAACCUGUGGGUGUCAGAGUCAUCUGCGGACAUUGCAAGAAUACUUUUCUGUGGACAGAGUUCACAGACCGAACCUUGGCACGUUGUCCUCACUGCAGGAAAGUGUCAUCUAUCGGGCGCAGAUACCCACGGAAGAGAUGUAUCUGCUGCUUCUUGCUUGGUUUACUCUUGGCAGUCACUGCCACUGGCCUUGCUUUUGGCACAUGGAAGCAUGCACGGCAAUAUGGAGGCAUCUAUGCAGGCUGGGCAUUUGUCAUUCUGUUGGCUGUGCUGUGUUUGGGCCGGGCACUUUAUUGGGCCUGUAUGAAGGUCAGCCACCCUGUCCAGAACUUCUCCUGAGCCUGACGACCCACAGACUGUGCCUGGCCCCUCCCUGGUGGGGACAGUGACACUAAAAAUGGAGCUGGAGUAAAAAGCUCCCUGGGCUUCUAUAUGGAAGCCAAGCAGCUGCCUUUCUUUUCCCUGGGGAGAAGUAGGAAGGAACCAGGCCCUCACUUAGGUUUGGAGGGGUAGGUAAGACCACUGUUGGCCAUCCGCUAUCCUCCAAGGGUUGCUGUGUUAGGGUGAAGUAAGCAAAAUGUUGCCCCUAAACCUGGGUCCUAAAGACAGUUCUAGGCUGGUCCUUCCUAUAUGCUCCCUGAGAGCAAUUCCUGUCCCUUACACAUUCCAGGGCAGGGUGGGUAGCCCUGGGGGUUCCCCUCCCUCUUGUGCACCAUUAGGACUUUGCUGCUGCUAUUGCACUUCACCAGGGGCUGGCUCUGGCCUCAGUACCCUCAGUCUCCUCUCCCCACAUUGUGUCCUGUGGGGGUGGGGUCAGCCGCUGCUCUGUACAGAACCACAGGAACUGAUGUGUAUAUAACUAUUUAAUGGGGGUUAUGUUCCCCUAGUCCUUUAUUUCCCUUAAUUCCUCCUUCCAAUCUUCCUUACUCCCAGUUGCAGUAUUUAACUGGGCUGGGUAGGGUUGUUCUGUCUUGGGGGAAAUUAGGGACUCUUCCUGUGCUUGUAAAUAAAUAAGGU